CACUCUUGAAAGUCCAGGACCACAGGCAGCUGCUCUGAAGCAGAGCUGAUCUGAGCGCCGGGCCAUGGCGAGCUCCAGGGUGCAUCCCCGUUGCAGGAAUGCAUCGAACCCGUAUCACGAGUGCGUUGAAUUCUGCUUUAAGGUUAUUGCUCAACAGGACGAGCAAGGGGAGGCGCCUGGUGCACCUCAACAUGGAGGCCCCGAACCCUCAGCCAACGAGCUGCCGACUGCUUUCGGAAGGGCAGCCAAGCGGCCAAGGCCGUACAUGCAAAGAGAAACUGCGCCAGAACCUGCUUCAGAGGAACCGAAGCAGAAUGACAGUCAAGCAGGCCCUGGUUCGGAAGCGCCUGGCCCGGGCAGGGGAGAAGACACUGGUCCGGGGGGCAAUGGGGCGAGUGGACAGGAUGCCGACUUUGGGGCAAAUCCUACGGAGGGCAUGAACGAGCGGCAGAAGAAGCUAUUUGUGUUGAAGCAGAAGAUGAACAACGCCCGCAAGCUGAACCAAACGGCGGUUGUGGCGGAGAAAAAGCGCGCGGAGGCGCCUGGGGAGAGCCGGGGUGUGUCGAAGCAAAAGUGGUACGACGAGAAGAAGAAACGGUUAGGGAAGGAACUAGAGGCGAGCGGGCUGGACAUGAAGCAGGCGUAUAUGCUGGACACUGUGGAGGACGCAGAGGAGAAGUACAAGAAGUGGGACAAGAAAGAGACGCCGUUUGGGUGGGAUGUUUUCAACCAGAAGUCGCUGUACAACGCUUACAAGAAGCGGACAAACGACGUGCCGUACACCCAAGAGGAGUACGAGCAGGCCAAGGCGAACGACCCAAACUUCUAUGCGGACGACUCCAACUUGCAGUACGGCCAGUCCAAGGCGGUUCCGCAGGAAAACGUCGACCGCAUGGUGGGCGAGCUUAAGGCCCGGGAGGAGAAGCGGAAGCAGUUCAGCCGGCGUAGGAAGUUCCAUGAGGACAAGGAUAUCGACUCCAUCAACGAGCGAAACGCGCACUUCAACAGGAAAAUCGAGCGCGCAUUUGGGAAGUACACGGUCGAGAUCAAGAACAACCUCGAGCGCGGAACAGCGCUGCCUGACUAGCCAGAUGAGAGAACGGGUGUCGAGUUCCGUUGUACAUACCCGAAGGUGGCAGACCUGCGGUCCAUUGACGAGGGACUUUGGAUUCCCAUGCCAGCGUUUGGGAGGGCUUGUCCAUGCAACUUUCUAUGAGUUGCACGUAUGGGUGCACCUAUCGACGAUUUUGGAGUGGAUUCAGAAGUGCAAUGAUGAUUUGUUCCUGUUCACACUCGAUUAGUACCAAUCUCAGGGGUUCUUUGUGUCUUAAUUGGUCCUGGCAGGGAUUAAAGGCUAAAUGAUGAUCACAAUAUAGUUUCCGUAAGAACUAGAAUGAUCUACAUGCAAACAGCCAAUUGGCAUGUUGAAUUGCCUGAUGACUGUUGUAUC
This is a messenger RNA of Klebsormidium nitens, 1450 nucleotides long. NCBI's taxonomy places the organism in Eukaryota, Viridiplantae, Streptophyta, Klebsormidiophyceae, Klebsormidiales, Klebsormidiaceae. The record is from the annotation of a GenBank genome assembly.